This is a messenger RNA of Knipowitschia caucasica, 261 nucleotides long. The record is from the annotation of a GenBank genome assembly. NCBI's taxonomy places the organism in Eukaryota, Metazoa, Chordata, Actinopteri, Gobiiformes, Gobiidae.
AUGGCAGAGCACACUCAGGGCUCUGCGGCGGCCCACCCCACAGCGUGGAUCUACCAGGACCUGCCGCCUAAACGUUUCCAUCUCGGGGGCACUGAUAAAACCGGCAUGCCAUUUGCUUUCGGUGGAAUUAAGCCCACCGCUCGCAAGCCCGCUCCACCUCUUCCUCUCCCACCCUCCUCUUGUCUGCUGCAGCUAACUGGGCAACUGCGAUUAACCCUGACACUGUCCAAUAUCCUCGGCAGACUCCUGCCCGCAGAUUAG